Molecule: messenger RNA, 3435 nt
Organism: Gymnodraco acuticeps
Lineage: Eukaryota; Metazoa; Chordata; Actinopteri; Perciformes; Bathydraconidae
Gene: smad4a
Product: SMAD family member 4a
Exons: 11
Coding region: 187-1680 (497 amino acids)
Biological process (GO): cell differentiation; BMP signaling pathway; anatomical structure morphogenesis
Cellular component (GO): heteromeric SMAD protein complex
Molecular function (GO): RNA polymerase II cis-regulatory region sequence-specific DNA binding; DNA-binding transcription factor activity, RNA polymerase II-specific; I-SMAD binding
Source: RefSeq, a predicted model, not a curated record
UACGUGCAUGCGCAGUCUGAGCGUGGUGGGUGGAGAGCAUUUUUCUGUUUAUUUUCGUGGCCAGUUAAACGUGUAGUACUAGUAAUUAUAUUAUAGGUUCACUUUUUAGUGUAUUUAGAACAACAGAUAAACGGGUUGCUAACCCACAGCUUACAAAUCUCCCUGAGGUUGCCACUAAGGAGCAACAUGUCAAUCACAAACACUCCCACAAGUAAUGAUGCCUGUCUGAGCAUCGUGCAUAGCCUGAUGUGCCACCGACAAGGUGGGGAGAGUGAAACCUUCGCUAAGCGAGCUAUCGAGAGUCUUGUCAAGAAGCUGAAGGAAAAGAAAGAUGAGCUGGAUUCCCUCAUCACAGCAAUCACCACCAAUGGAGCUCAUCCUAGCAAGUGUGUCACCAUUCAGAGAACCUUGGAUGGACGCUUACAGGUUGCAGGGCGCAAAGGGUUUCCCCAUGUUAUCUAUGCCCGACUCUGGCGAUGGCCUGAUCUACACAAGAAUGAGCUAAAACAUGUAAAAUAUUGCCAGUAUGCCUUUGACUUAAAAUGUGACAAUGUCUGUGUCAACCCAUACCACUACGAGAGGGUCGUAUCUCCAGGCAUUGACUUAUCAGGGCUGACCCUUUCAAGUUCAGGUUCACUCACGGUAAAGGAUGAGUAUGACUUUGACAACCAUCACUCAAGCUCUGAAUGCCACCUCCAGUCCCUGUCAAGAGCAUGUCCACAGGAGAUCUUCAGCAGCCCCUCUCUGCUCCCCCCAUCAGAGGGCGGCAGCUCAGUUUCAAUCCCUGCUUUCUCAACACUCAGUGCAGGACCCUCAAAUUCCACCCCCAAUUGGAACAGAAACAGCAGCUUCACCCCUGCAGGGCCUCCACAUCCGAACGGGCAUCUCCAGCAUCAUCCACCCAUGUCUCACACAGGGCAUUACUGGCCUGUUACCAAUGAAAUUGCGUUCCAGCCCCCAAUAUCCAAUCACCCCUCUCCAGAAUACUGGUGCUCCAUUGCGUACUUUGAGAUGGAUGUCCAAGUUGGAGAGACCUUUAAGGUGCAAUCCACAUGUCCGAUAGUGACUGUGGAUGGGUACGUUGAUCCAUCAGGAGGGGACCGCUUCUGCCUGGGUCAGCUGAGCAAUGUCCACAGGACGGAGAACAUAGAGAGAGCCCGGCUCCACAUUGGCAAAGGCAUGCAGCUGGAGUGUAAAGGUGAAGGAGACGUGUGGGUGCGCUGUCUGAGCGACCACGCAGUGUUUGUGCAGAGCUAUUACCUGGACCGAGAGGCGGGACGAGCCCCCGGAGACGCAGUUCACAAGAUCUACCCCAGCGCCCACAUCAAGGUGUUCGACCUGCGUCAGUGCCACAGGCAGAUGCAGCAGCAGGCGGCCACGGCUACGGCAGCGUCUGCAGCGCAGGCAGCCGCCGUGUCCGGGAACAUCCCCGGCCCGGGCUCUGUGGGAGGCAUCGCCCCCGCCAUCAGUCUGUCUGCUGCUGCUGGCAUCGGGGUGGACGACCUGCGCAGGCUGUGCAUUCUGCGCAUGAGCUUCGUGAAGGGCUGGGGGCCCGACUACCCACGACAGAGCAUUAAAGAGACACCCUGCUGGAUAGAGAUCCAUUUACACCGAGCUCUGCAGCUACUGGACGAAGUUCUGCACACCAUGCCCAUCGCUGACCCCCACCCCCUUGACUGAGUUAGAAGACAUGGACUGUACAAAAAAAGAAAACCAUCAGACUCUGCUUAUUGCUGCGAGCAUUGAGCAGAAUACUGAGUGAGAGUCCAGGUCUGAGAGUGUCAGUGGCUUCCAACAGCUGGAGGAAACGCAGGAAACACGCUGCCAACAGGAGGGGAAAGGAAGCCAGCAUUCUCACAUUAGUCACCAAUUGGAACUUCAUUAUAGCAGGAAGUCAAAGAGGAUUCAUGAAAACUCACUCACUGAUAUGAAUGAAAAACUUAAAAGAGAUUAAAAGAGGCAGGAAUCAGUUAGUGAAUUAGCCUUGGUGGUAGAGAAAAUACAAAACAAGAGAGAGAGUAGGGUGUCAAACACAAUGAUGCAUACUUGGCUGUCAUCUUAUUUUAAGAGUUAACAUUCCCACACUUGUGAAUCAGAUUUAAAGAGCCCCUGACUCAAGAAAACCCUUUUUUAAAUUUUUUUAAAUGGCCUUUUAAUAAGUGAGCGGGGGAAGCAGAGCACAAUUCGAUGGAUUGGAUAAAAUCGUGUUAUUACCUGUCUGAACAUCCUAAAUGUCAUUUCAGCUGGAGCAAACUGCUGAUCCAGUCUCUGCGCUGCUUACAGGGCUAAAUGUAAGUGGAGUUUCUCACCUCACCAAUCAGGACAUUUAUGAGAAAUCAUGUUAUUCAUUACUUAUGUUCUUAUAAGAUGUGCUCUUAAAUAUUUCUCAAUCAUGGCAGUCCUUGUUGGAUGUUUUUUUUUAAUAUUAUCCUUUAUUAAUAGUUGAGAUAAAUAGCAUUUGAAAAGCUGCCGUUGGCUAACCACAGCUUCGCUUUGAACACUAGAAAACCUUUAUUCAACGGUUAUUGUUAGAUCACCAGCCAAGGUUGUUGUGACACUGAGAAUGGAUAUUUUUUCUACUGUUUUUCAAAUACCAAAAUGACAUUGGAAUCAAUCAAGAAAAGGUUAUAAUAACGCAUAAAAUAUUACUCAUACUGUAACUUAGUGUCCAUUAUCACUGCCUUGUUUCAUGCAUGGUUACUGUUGUAUCCAUAUUAUUUCUUAUAAUAGUUUUCUUGAUAUUGUCCUUGGUAAGAUCCAUGAAAAAUGUGUUUUAAAUUGUCCGGCCAAAACCUCUAUUCCAUAUCAAAUACUCAAAUCACAAAUGUGUAUUUAGCUCCAUUCUCGCAAAAAAAUUACUGAACAUAUUUUGAGUUGUGGUUUAAGAUUGGUUUAUAAAAUGUUAUAUCCUGUCUGUUUGUGAUAAAACUACCGUGAACAAUCACCUUUCAAACGUACGGGCAGUGCAUCUCUGGUACUGAAGUACUCACUGCCCCAUUUUAAUUGCGUAUUCUAGACAUCUGCUGAUUAAAGUAGGCAAAGGAAGAACUGUGAGAGGAAGUGCAAGCCAUAUUAAUGCCAAAUAUACCCUAUAAAAAGUGAAAAGGUUAUCACGACGCAAUUUUAAGGCUGUGCCACUCACCUAUACCCUUACUUUUAACUGAAAAAGUUCAGUUUUCGCUCAGCAUAAUUAAUCAACAAUAUUUUGGUAUUUGGAGCUUUGUUUACCUUUGUUAGUGUUUUAUACUCUUUUGCUACCUUUAGUGAUAAAACCAUAUAAUAAUAAUGCUGUACAUUUUUCCGGAUUUGCCUCAUCUUGCUCAUCUUUGUCUUUACGCUUUGUGUCAAACAUUUUCUGAAUAUAUACCGAGUUGGAAUGAUAUUAGUGUUCAUAUGUAUGCGAAUGGUUGAAUAAAAUUCAAUGGGCUAACACUA